UCAUGUUCUUACAUGGGUGGGCACAUCAAGUUCCGCCCACGCGAUGUCGCGAGCAGCAGCCUUCUCAGCGACGGCUCGCCAAGAGAGAGUAGCAGAGUCGCCCUCCGCCGGCAGCAGCCGCCAGUUCUGGGGCAGCGCCCGCGCGAGCGCGCGACGCAGGCCGGGGAGCUGUGAUGAGCCGCCGGUCAGACUUACAGAAGCGACGUCCUUUGUACAGAUACUCCGGGCGAGCCCGACGAGGCCCUUCAGGUUCGAGGGGGCCUCGCCCAGGGCGGCCUCGAGGGCGUCGCUGCCGCGGCGCGGGUCCAUCAGGACGGCAACACAGCUUUCAGCGUGGUCGGUCGCCUUGCGCGCCUCGGCUCUAGCAAUAGACGACAAGCGGUAUGGGUCCGCGUCCUCCAAAUUCAGCUGCACGAACCGCGUCAGCGCGGCGCCCGCGAGGCGCUGGUGCGCCCAGCGCCGCUUCGUGGCGGCCGUCGUUCUAAAUAAUCCCACGUCGAUGGCCACGUCCGCAUUUAGUGGAGGGUCCUCGGGGCACGACCGGCGUCGUGCCUGCUGUGGCCUGGCCGGGCACACACCGCUCUCAGGUACCUUCGCGUUCCGCGCGGUCCCGCAGCGCCUCCCGCUCCGACGGCGUCGGCCGCGUGCUGCACAGGGCUAUCGGUGCCGCGGCGGCUGGCAGGAGAGUAGACGCUCUGCGAAGCGCCAUUGCUGCACAGCGAUCGAAGACGUGCACGAAACGAGGGCUGCGCGCACGAAACGAGUGAUGCUGUCACGAACGACUCAGGAGCCGGCUGUAAUGGCCUCAGCGGGCCAGCACGCGCGCGAGGCAGCUUAGCCGAGCUAGCGGAUGUAAG
Messenger RNA from Pelagomonas calceolata, 857 nucleotides. NCBI's taxonomy places the organism in Eukaryota, Pelagophyceae, Pelagomonadales, Pelagomonadaceae. The record is from the annotation of a GenBank genome assembly.